Molecule: messenger RNA, 4315 nt
Organism: Patella vulgata (common limpet)
Lineage: Eukaryota; Metazoa; Mollusca; Gastropoda; Patellidae
Exons: 2
Coding region: 1352-3631 (759 amino acids)
Source: RefSeq, a predicted model, not a curated record
GUAGCUAUUUAUAGCACUGUGUUUCUACAAGGAAGAUUUUAUUUAGUCUGUCGUCAUAGUUUCGAUUCAUACUGUCUACCUCACAUUAAAAUGUCAUGAAAUAUGGUAGGUGUUGACAUGAAUUUGAACCAGAAUUUUAGGGGAUUUUGGUCUGUUGGGCAUCGUCCGACGUCACAUUUAUGGAGAAAUUGGAAGCAGUGGGAUCAGAAUGAAAUAAUCAGCGUAUUGACCAAAUUGAUGUCUAGAGGUCAAUAAAUGAGUGAAUAAAUCAGUGCCAUUCAUCGAUAUACAUGCGUUAUCUCUAACUGACCCGUUGAUCACCGUUAUGUAACAUUUCGAGACAGCUUUUUGAAAACAUUAACUAGAGCCGGGUGGUUAUUGUGGUGUAAACCUGUUGGUUCUUGUUUCAAAUCAGUGAUGUUUAAUGAAGUGCAAACCAAGCUACUUGACUGUGAAAUAAUAAGGAAAUAUCCUGGUAAUAAUUUAUUUAACGUAUUCUUUAUUUCUGUUUUUUUUUCUAAUGUGCAAACCAGUCUACUGUGAACUAAUGAGGGACAUAGUUGGUAAUAAUUUGUUAAUUGAUCAAUUUUGAUCACAGUUUGAUAAUACAUGUAAUUUGUUAAUUAAUUUCCGGUGUAUUAGUGUAAAACUGUGUUCACCUUGUGUUUUUCACUAAUUUUAAACAUCAAACUGUUUACAUGUUCUGUUCUGGUGUAAAUGUUCGUUAAUUGAAUGUCUUACAAGUCACAAGUAAUUAUGUUCAUGUUUUUAUUUGAUGCAAAGACAAAUAUUUGAUAUGAAUCUUGACCGACCAAAACAAAUGAAUACACAACAGAACAAUUUGUUCAUUUUGUAGAUUAUUCCUAUCAAGUUGUUCCCUUAAUAUUGAAUAUAAGACAUAUUUGAUAUAAGUUUUUACGAAUGAGUGGGGGUUGGGUGGCCGAAUGGUUAACGCGUUUCAUCAUCAGGUCUGUCAUUGAGCCAAGUUGUGGGGUUUCGAUCCUCCGCUUGUACGUUCCAAGGAGUAGGGUUGCCUUUCCAAGCUCGUGGGCUUUCUCCGGAUCCUCUGGUUUCUUCCCACUGCUAAAGACCCAUACGCGCAAGCGAUUUAUUGAAAUAAAAUUGAACCAUGUGUUAGUACCGAAAUGACCUAGUUUGUAUCGAAUUAACGUUAGAGUUAAACUGCAUUUCCCUCUCUCGUUUUUACCCACGACUGAUUGCAAACAACAAAUGGAUACACAACAUAACAAUUUGUUCGUUUUAUAUUCUGUUUCUGUCAAGCUGUUCUGUUACUCUACAUUCUAUAAACUACAAUUGUGUAUAAGUAUUAUAAUAUUAAGACAUAUUUGAUAUGAUUUUUUACCGACGAUUUAUAUCCAACAACAAAUGUGUACGCAACAUAACAAUUUGUUUUUGUUAUAGCCUGUUUCUAUCAAGCUGUUCUGUUAUUCUUCAUUUAAUUGACUACAAAUUGUUCCAUGUGUUUUUAUUAUUAUUCGCCAUUUUAAAUGUGACCCUGUUUGAUUAUAAAUAUAAACAAACUAAUCAUCAUUAUAUUAACUUUAUAAGAUUAUUUCUAGACGUUUAUUGUUGCUAUUCGAUUAUUAAUAGAAGAAUGCUGGGGUUAGCUAUUCUGUUCCUUGCUUUAAUUAUUUUUUUAAAACUAGGUUCUGGAUGGUAUACAAGGUUUCGGUAUAAAUAUGCAGGGAAAAUAUAUUAUUUGCAAUGGUACAUUCAGCAAUCACUUGCGCUUUUAAUUAGAAGAUAUGGUAUUUUACGAGUCUUACUUAAACUGUGUACUCUAAUAAAUAGUUAUUUGAAUAAAAAGAGCUAUAUUCACGAUGUUUAUUAUAAUUGGUUUAAAUGUAAGUAUAAGUAUUUUAGAUGGGAAAAUUUAGUUAAGAAUUUGUUAUCUCAGAUGAUCAGUAUAACAAUAAUCCUGACCAUUUUGUAUUUAAUGAUAAGGAAUUCAACUUUUGUACAUAAUUUAGAGAAUAAUAUAAUCUAUAUAGAUACAUCAAAUCGAUUAAAAACUAAUCAUUCGGUAUUUAUGAGGUAUGUUGGAGAAGAUGUGAAAUUUGAAUGCAAAAUGGAAGUAGACAAAUCAUGUCAAUCAAAUGUAGUAUGGUUUCGAAAUGGUGGCAGUAUAAUUUCUGAUUCUAGACAUGUCAUAUCUUAUAAUUCUAGUAAUAUUGUUAAUAUCACAACAUUACAUAUAUAUAAAACGAUUUUAUUUUCCACAUUACAUGUAUAUAACAUCCAAGAUGUGGAUUAUGGUGUGUAUACGUGUAGAUUUUAUCAUUGUUUUCAACAAAAAGCAAUAAUUACGUAUUGGAACGAACACAAUGAUAACGAAGACUGGUGUUUGCGUGAUACGAAAGAGACAUUCCAUCUGGGUGAGAAACAAUUUGAAAAAAAAAGCGUUACAAUUAUUCCAGGCGGGGUUCUCAUUCUAGAAACUGAGUAUCACGUGAUGACUGAUGCGCGUAACGUCAAGAUUAUUGUAACCAGAAAUGACCUCAAUGUUUCUGCAUCUAUUAUGCCAACGUGUUCUUUGUUCAUAUAUAACUUUUUAAGGGUGAAAUUCCCAAAUAAGGCUAGAAAUAACUAUUCUUCACAUUUAAAUUACAUCGAGAAAUUGGACGGAGAGUCGACCACCUUUUUAUUACAAUUUCAAUCAUGUAUUGACGCUUAUUCGUAUGGUUCGUACGCAUUUGUUAUAAAAAGGAAUUUUAAUGGCCUUUGGACUGAGCAUUCAGUACCAGUUGAUGUAAUACCACAGAUUCCGAAGGUUUUUAGCAACGGUUUUUACAAUAUUUCUAACCACAAACCGAUCUCAUCACAUUCUCAACAAUGCUGGACGAAGAAAACACACGACAUAGAAAUACCCUGUGAGCAAUAUGUUGAUUUGUUUCUCUCAACGGCCAGGGUUUUUUUCUUAGCAGAAUACGUUGUAUUGUUAUUAAUAAGUUUAAUUACAAUAACUUGUAUUUAUUUUAUUAAUCUUCUCAACAAAAUGGUGGUCUUUAAACUGUUUAGAAGAUUGCUAUCGCAACGAUCUAAAUUUGUAGAAUUCGACGGUAAACAUAUUUCUAACGAAUACGAUGUUUAUAUUUCGUAUGCACCCCCUCAGCCUAGUCAGCCCGGUGAGUUAAAUAUGUCCGAUCAAAAUAUGGCUCUGUCGGUGGAAAAAAUUCUCAAAGAAUUAAAGCUGCGGGUUGUUUCUGAAAAACACAUUUCACCGGAGAAAUACUCCUCCGUGGAAAUCCUCAAAUACAUUCGCCGUAGUUAUGCAUUUGUAAUACUCGCAAGUCAUCGAUAUAUCGAAAAUUCGGAAAAAUAUGUGAGCGAAAUAUCACGUAUACUUAGUAGAACAGGAGAUAAAAACCGGUCUCGAAUUUUAAUAUUAACCGUAGGUGAUUUACAAAAUAACCAGUUACACACCGAUGUUGUAACAGGAUAUAGAAUCUGUCCGUGGACUACAGAAAUUGAAGAAAAGAGUCAUAUCGUUAAAAAUUGGGUUCAAACUGUAUUUCAUCAACCCGAUUACUCCCUGUUGCCUCUAUUAAUGCUUUAUGUUUUACUUAUCUAUUUGUUUAAUAUUUUAUAUUUUAGAUAUCUAUGCGUUUAAUAUUUUAUAUUUUGUGAAUGUAUUGGUUAAAUAUUUUCUGUAUUAGGCAUCUGUUCGUCUAAUAUUUUAUAUACAAGUCAUCUAAUGUUUUAAGUAUCUAUUUGUUUCUUGUUUUAGGUAUCUUAUGUGUUUCAUGUUUUUGUCAAUUCGUUUUAAAACCAAAUUCCAUGUGUUUUAUGUCUAUUAUAUGUAAAUUAAACAUGCAUUAUGCAAGAGCUAAAUCUGCCUAUUGCAGGUCUUUCUUUCGGUCUGAAAUGUUUUCUAAAGUAUUAAUUAGACAUUAAUUAACUGAUCCAGGCCUUAAUCAACUCUCGAUGGCAUCAGAUUUCUCCGAUAUUAAAUAGAUUAGAAUGGUUCAACGAUACUUUGAUUUAAUCAAAUAUGGAGGACCGAGACUUAGCUUCGAUCAACCAGUACGGUGGUUGAAAUUAUUGCACACGUCUGUCAAACCUUCAAAGGCUAAUAUCUUCGCUUGCAAUAGAGUAAUUUGAAUGACAUUUUCAAAUUAUUCAUUUUACAUCAUCUACUUUCAAUCUAUUAUAGCAAGAAUGGCUAGCUCUUUAUCUAAAUCUUAAAGAAUGUAUCUUUAAUUAUUGAUUAUGUUUGCUUGUAAGUAUCUAUUAUGUAAAUAAAUACAAUCGUUAUCAGAUCAUAUGAUGCAGGUAAAUAAAUAAAAUCGUUUCU